Molecule: messenger RNA, 3442 nt
Organism: Benincasa hispida (wax gourd)
Lineage: Eukaryota; Viridiplantae; Streptophyta; Magnoliopsida; Cucurbitales; Cucurbitaceae
Gene: DELTA-ADR
Product: delta-adaptin
Biological process (GO): protein targeting to vacuole; Golgi to vacuole transport
Cellular component (GO): endosome membrane; membrane coat; AP-3 adaptor complex
Source: RefSeq, a predicted model, not a curated record
AUCCAUCGUCUUGAUUGGAUUUGAGACCCAAAUCCAGAUCAUCGUCUCUUCCGAUUCCCAUAAUCUUAUUGCAGAAAAAGCCUGCAAUUAUUUGUUUGAUUCUUCCAUUUUUUUUCCUUCCCGAAAUCACACCUUCCCAUUUCAUCAAUCGAGCUCUACUGAAUGGAAUUGAUUUCUCCGAUCUCUCCUUCUUUCGCCAAUUAUCUAACAACCCCUUCAACUAUGAAAUUCUAACCCAAAUUCCCAUCUGGGUAUUGUCUAAACAGACAUUAGAGUGAGCAGUUUCGUCUCUAUCAAUGGCGGGUUCAUCUCUCAUGGACACUCUCUUCCAGCGAACUCUCGAUGACCUUAUCAAAGGCCUUCGCCUUCAACUUAUAGGUGAGUCUGCUUUUAUCUCCAAAGCCAUGGAUGAGAUUCGCCGCGAGAUCAAAUCUACAGACCCUCAAACUAAGUCCACCGCUCUGCAAAAACUCUCCUAUCUCAGCUCCCUUCACGGCAUCGAUAUGAACUGGGCUGCUUUCCAUGUAGUCGAGGUUAUGUCAUCUUCUCGCUUCGCUCAAAAGAAGAUCGGGUAUCUCGCUGCGUCCCAAUCGUUUCACGAAGCCACCCCAGUUCUUCUCCUCAUCACCAACCAGCUCAGGAAGGAUUUAACUAGCACCAAUGAAUUCGAGGUUAGUCUUGCUCUUGAUUGUUUGUCGAGAUUUGCAACUACCGAUCUUGCUAGGGACUUGACACCUGAGAUUUUUACAUUGUUAUCGAGUAGUAAGGUCUUUGUUAGAAAGAAGGCAAUUGGUGUGGUUUUGAGGGUUUUUGGGAAAUACCCAGAUGCUGUUAGAGUGUGUUUUAAGCGUUUGGUUGAGAAUUUAGAGAGUUCGGAUCCUCGGAUUUUGUCUGCAGUUGUUGGGGUCUUUUGUGAGCUUGCUUCCCAGGACCCUAGAUCUUAUCUUCCAUUGGCACCUGAAUUUUAUAGGAUUUUGACUGAUAGCAAGAACAAUUGGGUGCUGAUUAAAGUCUUGAAGAUAUUUAAGAAUCUUGCUCCAUUGGAGCCUAGAUUGGCUAGGAAAAUUGUUGAACCUAUAACUGAGCAUAUGAGAAGAACAGGGGCUAAGUCAUUGAUGUUUGAGUGCAUUAGGACUGUGGUGACUAGCUUGUCUGACUUUGAAUCAGCGGUUAGACUUGCUGUUGAGAGAACUCGAGAAUUUUUGGUUGACGAUGAUCCGAAUCUCAAGUAUCUUGGAUUGCACGCUCUUUCAAUCCUUGUGCCAAAACACUCAUGGGCAGUUCUGGAGAAUAAAGAGGUUGUAAUAAAAUCUCUAAGUGAUGUGGAUCCAAAUGUUAAAUUUGAAUCCUUGCGGCUUGUGAUGGCUAUGGUUUCUGAUAAUAAUGUAGCUGAAAUUUGCAGAGUUUUGGUGAACCUUGCGCUUAAAUCUGAUCCUGAGUUUUGUAAUGAAAUUCUUGGGUCCAUAUUAGCCACAUGUGGUGAGAAUGUGUAUGAAAUCAUUAUCGACUUUGAUUGGUAUGUGUCACUUCUUGGAGAAAUGUCGAGGAUCCCACAUUGCCGAAAAGGGGAGGAAAUUGAAAAUCAGCUUAUAGAUAUUAGUAUGAGGGUCAAAGAUGCAAGGCCUACUCUUGUCAUGGUCGGCCGUGAUCUGCUUAUUGAUCCGGCAUUACUUGGUAAUCCUUUCAUGCAUAGGAUUCUAUCAGCUGCUGCUUGGGUGUCAGGACAAUAUGUGCAGUUUUCAGGCAAGCCAUUCGAACUCCUAGAGGCAUUGUUACAGCCUCGCAGUAAUCUUUUGCCUCCGUCAGUUAGAGCAGUUUAUGUUCAGUCAGCAUUUAAAGUGACAAUUUUUUGUUUAAAUUCCUACAUUCAAGAGCAAAAUAUUGACUCCUCUUCCUAUGUUGAGACGUUGGUAGAGAAUGGUUCAGAAUCUAUCUCUGCCAGGGAAUGCCAUGAUGCGUCUGAUCUUUGUGAACAGGUUGAAGAGUUCAACCCGAGGGGGUCUAAUCAACCACCAAAAGUUACUUUCACGGAAAAUGAUAGGGGGACAUUGUCUCAUGUCCAGACAUGUACAUCUGCAUCGUUAGAGGAUAAUAGUUCAUCUCUUGGAUCAAUAAUUGAGUUGUUGAACUUUAUUCAGUUUUCUUUGGGCCCUUUAACGUGGAGCCAUGAUGUUGAAUUGCUUGAGAGAUCUAGAAACUUGCUCAAUUUUAUUGAGCUAAUUAGGCAACAGAUCCCUGAUGACCUAGAUGAAAAGGAUGGGAGUUCAGAAAUGGAACUUGCUGAAAUCUCCAAAAUAGUUGAACUGAUUCUUGAAGCCUUCUCCGACGACUUUGGCCCAAUGUCAAUAAAUGCUCAAGAAAGGGUUCCGAUUCCCGAAGGAUUGAUACUUAAUGAGAAUCUUGAUGAUUUGGAAAUGAUAUGUAGUGAUCUUCAGCUACCAGAAGGCUCUUAUUCUUUUGGAAAUUCUCUCUAUGAGGAAAGGGUCGAUUCAUCUAUAUUAUCUCAACAGAGCCAGCAAGAGUCUGAAUCAUCAAAAGCAACCACAUCUCUUCUUUCUGAGCACCGUAAGCGGCAUGGACUGUAUUAUCUUCCAUCAGAUAAGACUGAUGAUGCCUCUAAUGAUUAUCCACCAGCCAACGAACUCAAGUUACAAGAUAAUCUGGAUGAUGAUGCUGCCCACCUUGUCAAGCUUGCAGAACGGUCACUUGCAUUAAAGAAAAAGUCUAAUUCAGCCAAGCCUAGGCCUGUGGUGGUGAGAUUGGAUGAAGGAGAUGAAUUUCCUGUUACAAGCAAGAAGCCCCAGUUGAACGAUGAACAGCUUUCUGAUGCCGUACGCGAUGUUCUUGUGGGUAGUGAUGCAAGGCCUACUUCCUCACAAACAAACCAAACUUCCAAACCCUCUAGCAGGAGAAAAGGAAAGGAGAAACAGAAUGCUGAUAAUCUUUCUGAAUCAAAAGAAAAUUUAGGUGAUGUUGAAGAGCAAUCCUCCAAUAUGGUAGAUACAAGUUUGAGAAGAACACAUCGACAUCACGGAAAAGAUGGCAAACAGUCAAGUCUUGAAAAGAGCAGUGAGAAAAAGGAUCAAGCUCAUAAAAAAAGCAAGCGAACGAGUAGUCAGCGGCAUGGUAAGCAAAAAGCUAAACAAAGUGGGGAUGCUUCGGUACCCGUGGCUUCACAGACAGUUAUACCCGAUUUCCUUUUAUAGCUCGAAAAACCCGAAUCAGAUUUGCUGCAGAACAUUCUGACAUAAUGACUGGUUUGAUCUCCAAAUUCUCAUGUGCCAUGAUUAGUUCUGCAGUAAAAAUUUGUUGAUUUUUUUGGUGUAUGUUUGGGGCUGCUUUUAGAUUCAUAUGUUUCAGAAUGGAUGUCCAUUUCAGAAACAGAGUUUCAUAAUCGGGAUUAUCUGGUUUCUGAUAUUGAUAUGAAGCAUUUUUUUGAUAA